ACCUGACCAAAACUGAAGUGAAAGGCACGUGAUUUGCUGCCCCAGAACAAAGAUGGCGUCAGACGUUAACACCACACCGCUACAUGUACUCUUUUCGCUUUUAGUUUUGCAGUUUGCUACAGGAUUUAUCUUCGACGGCGAUAAAUACAAACGGCAGGUGUCCUUUGAGCUGAACCCGGGUCUGAACGCCUCGAGUCCGCUACCCCCUGGUGUCGGCUUGCUGCACGUGCGGGCUCUGGGGGCCAGUGACACCCUGCACUUUCUCCUCUCCAGCCUGGGCGCCCCCGCCCUGAUGCUGGUGCACACAAACUCCUCUUCCUCCUCCGUGAAGGUGGACUGGCGCCGCUUCCUCUCGGGCAAUACCUCCGGCAGCCUGCAGGUGGUGCCAGAGAGCAGCGUGCAGUACAGCAGUGCGCUGGUCUUCACCAGGGUGUGGGAGUACGAAGAUAGCAACGACACGGCCGACCCCCAGAGCGUCCCCCCCUCCGGCCUCCUGCCCCCCUACGAGCUCCAGAAGUUCACCUGGCGGAACCUGGGCCCGACCCUGAACCUCACGACCGGCACCGCUCAGCUCUGCGGGGGGGACGGCGGCCCCAGCUUCACCAACGGCUCCUUCUGCCUGCAGAUAUCUGCGUUUGGGUCCGGGGGUCGCGACCCCGUCUGGCCCGGCCUCCUCCACAGUGCAAACUCCUCCCAGUUGCGGGUGUGGCUGGACGGCAUCACGCCCAGGUCCAAUUUCUCCCGCUUCUUCCUGGAGCUCCAGACCGUGGGCCGCAGCGAACUCCAGAGCAGAGUGGACAUCGUGAGAUCCAUAGACGACGAGUACACUCCCUCUAUAUUCCAGGUGUCUCAGUGGGUGGCUUCUCCGCCCAACGUCACCUCCCCGGUUUUGGGGUACACGCAGUGGAAGCCCGUGGCCUACCGCAACGCCACGCCCAGUUUGGAGCUGGCCACGCCCUGCCGGCACACGGGGCCCCUGCCCCUGCCCCGGCUGCCCCCCUCCGGCCUCGUUGGGGCCUAUUUCGGGGACGGCUACCAGGCCAGCGGCCUCAACGUCACGUUCGGCAUCGCCGGGGACCCCCUGUACGACGCCACCAAGUACCUCAGCUGGACUGUUCUGGUGGGCGUGGGUUCUCCCCCCGUGGACUCCUUCUCCCCGGUCGUCAUGGUGAUCAUGGCGGUGGGGCUGGGCACCCCGCUGCUCCUCAUCCUGCUGGGCGGGGUCUACAUUUGCGUUCGCAAGAAGCGGGCGGAGCCGCUAGCCUACGAGCCAAUCAACUGACAUUCCCUUAUCCCCCAACCCAACGAGCCAAUCGACUGACUCUCCCUAUCCCCCAGACCCCCAUCUGGCUCCAGGCCAUUACAUGGAGAUCCCCCCUUAGCCCCUCCCACAGUUACACGGGUCAUAUUCGCCACUAGGGGCGCGCUCACGUCACAUGAUGGAUGAUACCACCAGGGGAACUGUCUGGGCCUAGACAGCCAAUGACUGAGGACGUGUAAAGGAGACAACCAAUCAUAUGAGCCUGCUCAGAAUGUCCACCAGUGGCCAGUAUUUCAGAUCAGAAGCAUGACAAAUAUUGAAACGGGUGUAAAUACUGGAAUUAUACUAAUCCGUAAGGCAGCAGGGCUUGCUUUUAAACUUUUAAACAUUCCAAAAACCACUUUUAAAAAUAGUUUUAGCUUUUUUUAAGUGCCCUGUGCUGCUGGUUUUUUGCUGACUGUUUUAUCAAAUGUUUUGAUAUAUCUUUUUUUUUUUUUUUUUUUUUUAAACCAUUGUUCAGACAUAUAACACAAUGAACUGUUAAGUGGGAUUCUGUUUCUGGUCAACUGAAAUAGCAUUGGGGGCAAUUGACUUGCCAAACCUUUCUCAGUUUACCACAAAAUCAUAACUACUAAGAAAAUACUUUUUUUAAUUGUUUUUUUUCCUGUACAAACUGAAAUGUUACAUAGAUGAACUCCCAGCUGCUUCAGUGGCUGUGAUAACGAUGCAGUGUCCUCAUGAACGCACAAUUAUAUCUUGGGAAAGCUGUUUGGUAAGAUGUUUACAUGCGUUUCGCUACGCUCCCUCUCCUUGGAGAGUCUGUGGCCUCUCUGCUGCCCCCUGGAGGAAGGAGGACAAUAAGAGUAAGAAUGAGUCGUCUUGUAGUUAUAGAUAUGAAAGAGCUGUAAGUUAGGUGCAAAAGGUCAUACACAGUGCAAACUGGAAAAGAGGAGAGAUGGUGAUUGGUGUAUAAUUAUCCAGUCUUUAUAUGAGAAGCUACUGAGGAGGUCAUUUUGGUGAGUAGUGCAGUUUUUUCCUUUUUUUUCUUUCCCAUCCCCUGCAAGUAGGUUGGGGGCCAAAUAGGUAACGUUUUUUUUAAUAUAGCUUUUCACAUGGUUUGGAACCAAUCCGGGAAGCUCUCAAAUCACUUUUUUGCAGUGUUAAAAUGUGUUUCCAGCUAUCCCCCCUCACCCCAAAACUCUUCUCCCUAGUUUUGCAUAAAUGUCAGCUCUUUAGCAUUUUUACAGAAAUCUGUGUGCAGUAGUGUGCAGGUACUGUUUAAUAAGAGGUUCACAUGUUGCUUUGCUCUCUGUUCUAAUCACUAAAUCUCAAAACAGGGGUUUACAUUUUUUUUUAAAUUAAUAGAAAUCAUGUUUUAAGUUUCAAGUUGUAAAUGAUUGUUUUUAAAUUAUAAUUUGCUUUCCAUAAAGAUUUGCACAACACAAA
Molecule: messenger RNA, 2707 nt
Organism: Anguilla rostrata (American eel)
Lineage: Eukaryota; Metazoa; Chordata; Actinopteri; Anguilliformes; Anguillidae
Gene: glmp
Product: glycosylated lysosomal membrane protein
Exons: 6
Coding region: 53-1282 (409 amino acids)
Cellular component (GO): lysosome
Source: RefSeq, a predicted model, not a curated record